AUGAGUGACCUCGCUCAAUCGCGAUCCUCGGGGCCCAUUGCCACCGGCGCGGGCGCACAACUUGCUACCGGCAGCAAUUCAGAGAAGCAGAAGGACAGCGGAACAAACACAGUAGUCAAGACUCGCAGUCUAGACUAUGUAUUACGGAGUGGUCUAGCCGGUGGAUUGGCCGGUUGUGCGGCAAAAACAGUCGUUGCGCCUCUCGAUCGCGUCAAGAUUCUAUUCCAGGCAUCCAAUCCUCAAUUCGCCAAGUACACCGGCAGCUUGGCAGGUCUCGUGGCCGCUAUCCGCGACAUCAAGCGCUCUGAAGGGUCCCGAGGCCUGUUCAAAGGCCACUCCGCAACUCUUCUCCGUAUCUUCCCCUACGCCGCUAUCAAGUUCCUCGCCUACGAGCAGAUUCGCGCAGUCGUCAUCUCCUCCCCCGACCAAGAAACCUCUAUCCGCCGCUUAGUAUCCGGCAGCAUGGCCGGCAUCACCUCCGUAUUUUUCACAUACCCACUCGAGCUCGUCCGAGUGCGAUUGGCCUUUGAAACGAAAAAGUCCUCACGGUCUUCCUUGAAGGAUAUCUGCCGCCAGAUCUAUAAUGAACGCAUCACCUCUCCCUCAAGAGGCGCCGCAUCCCACGCCUCAACCACCGUUGCCGCCGCCGAAUCCGUUUCUUCAACCGUCAACAAGGCAGUGCCUCGCUCCGGCUUCGCCAACUUCUACCGUGGCUUCGGCCCAACCAUUCUGGGCAUGGUUCCCUACGCCGGCAUGUCCUUCCUCACCCACGACACGAUAGGCGACUGGCUUCGCCACCCCUCCGUCGCCCAAUACACUACCAUCCCUGACUCAGAAUCCAAACCAAAGAAGGGCUCCCGACACCCCCAACUAACCGCCACAGCCGAGCUAUCUUCCGGUGCCCUUGCCGGUCUGGUAUCCCAAACAUCCUCAUACCCACUUGAAGUGGUCCGACGACGAAUGCAAGUCGGCGGUGCAGUUGGUGACGGCCGUCGUCUCGGCUUAGUUGAAACGGGCAAGAAGAUCUACCUGGAGCGAGGAUUCCGCGGUUUCUGGGUCGGUUUGACUAUUGGCUACAUGAAGGUUGUGCCGAUGGUGGCCACCAGUUUCUUUGUUUAUGAGCGACUGAAAUGGUCUUUGGGCAUUUAG
Messenger RNA from Penicillium atrosanguineum, 1149 nucleotides. RefSeq names its product coenzyme A transporter. Gene Ontology annotation, biological process: transmembrane transport. Gene Ontology annotation, cellular component: mitochondrial inner membrane. The record is from RefSeq and is a predicted model, not a curated record. The coding region runs from base 1 to 1149 and encodes 382 amino acids. The transcript has 2 exons. NCBI's taxonomy places the organism in Eukaryota, Fungi, Ascomycota, Eurotiomycetes, Eurotiales, Aspergillaceae.